This is a messenger RNA of Elephantulus edwardii (Cape elephant shrew), 693 nucleotides long. Its product is annotated as 60S ribosomal protein L3-like. Gene Ontology annotation, biological process: ribosomal large subunit assembly; translation. Gene Ontology annotation, molecular function: structural constituent of ribosome; RNA binding. Lineage: Eukaryota; Metazoa; Chordata; Mammalia; Macroscelidea; Macroscelididae. The coding region runs from base 1 to 693 and encodes 230 amino acids. The record is from RefSeq and is a predicted model, not a curated record. Gene Ontology annotation, cellular component: ribosome; cytosolic large ribosomal subunit. The transcript is spliced from 2 exons.
AUGUUUGUACAGCUGUACCCUGCAUUUUCCAAUCAAGAGAGGCUAGGGAAUACACUAAUGAGCUUUUCACGCAAACCCAGAGAACAUGCCCAGGUGCCAGUGAGCCAGGUGUUCGGCCAGGACGAGAUGAUUGAUGUCAUUGGAGUGACCAAGGGAAAGGGUUACAAAGGGGUCACCAGCCGCUGGCACACCAAGAAGCUGCCCCGCAAGACCCACAGAGGGCUGCGUAAGGUCACCUGUAUUGGGGCCUGGCAUCCUGCCCGAGUGGCCUUCUCCGUGGCCCGUGCUGGGCAGGAGGGCUACCAUCACCGCACGGAGAUCAACAAGAAAAUCUACAAGAUUGGCCAAGGCUACGUUAUCAAGGACGGCAAGCUGAUCAAAAACAAUGCCUCCACUGACUACGAUCUCUCAGACAAGAGCAUCAAUCCUCUGGGUGGCUUUGUCCACUAUGGUGAAGUGACCAACGACUUUGUUAUGCUGAAAGACUGUGUGGUGGGGACCAAGAAGCGAGUGCUGACUCUCCGCAAGUCCUUGCUGGUGCAGACCAAACGCCGGGCUCUGGAGAAGAUUGAUCUCAAGUUCAUCGACACCACCUCCAAGUUUGGCCAUGGCCGCUUCCAGACAAUGGAGGAGAAGAAGGCCUUCAUGGGACCACUUAAGAAAGACCGCAUUGCAAAAGAAGAAGGUGCCUAA